Molecule: messenger RNA, 2556 nt
Organism: Wasmannia auropunctata (little fire ant)
Lineage: Eukaryota; Metazoa; Arthropoda; Insecta; Hymenoptera; Formicidae
Product: urea transporter 1-like
Exons: 10
Coding region: 665-2095 (476 amino acids)
Biological process (GO): urea transmembrane transport
Cellular component (GO): membrane
Molecular function (GO): urea transmembrane transporter activity
Source: RefSeq, a predicted model, not a curated record
UCAUACAUGAAAUAAAUGAAUAAAUCAAUCUGAUUGUGACAUGUCGAGAUAUGAGGAAUUAUUCUUGUGAACCAAAAUAGGCCUAUAUUUUCAGUAGUCUAUUUUUUAUUCUUUUAAGAGUAAGAAUUAUAUAAUGAAUGUUAUUUGUUUAAUAUUGUUAAACAUAUACUAUUUAUGGAUCAUAGAUAUCUUAAAAAAUACAGCGUAAUCUCGGCUUGUACUUAUUUCAAGAAUACGCUAAUUAACAUGGCGUAAAUCAUGAUAAUUAGCGCACCAUAGCAAGUCAUGGUGCGUCAAUUAACAUGCACAUUUUAAUGCACCUGUUAGAAAGUGAAACCAUCUGUUCUAGAUCGAAUGAUGAGGACGACAAUAGCGUCAGUCGUUUCAGUAGGUCUGAAUCGGUUUAACUGUAUCUACGAUGUCAAAAGAAAUAUUUGUAAACGCUUAAAUCUAGUUUAAAUAAGAAUACUGUGAUUUUACAUUUCAAAAGUCACAUGUUUAUUUUAAAGACGUUUUCGGUUAAGGAAAAUUCUUAAAUUAGCUUCAAAUCUUUUGUUAUGCGAUUCACAAAUUCAAAUAAUUUGUAUUGACGUUUAAUUAUUUAUAGAGCUUAACGCGCAUACAUAACCGGUAGACUGUACAUUUAUCAGUGUUUGCAGUUUUAAUGCGAUGGGGAUAUAACACGUGCUUUUAUUGCUGUUUAAAUGUACACAAAGUAUGCUACAAAUGUGUUAACUGCUGUAUGGUGGGAGUGCUCGAUGCAGUAAUUAAGAGCGUAACUUCUCCAUACGAUUUUAAUAUUAUUUGUCGAUGCGCAAUGUCUGCGAAGGAGCUACCGAUAGCAGAAGUGCGACAAGAAAAAACAUGGGUAGCGUUCGUAGGCGACUUUGCGAUUUUGAAAGACUUCUUUGCGCAGAAGACACAGCGAGUUUGGCACGCGGUGCAAUUACUUGAUUCUUUUCUGCGUGGAUUUGGACAGAUCGUUUUUGCGAAUAAUCCUCUCAGCGGGCUGCUGAUAAUAGUUACCUUGGCUGCGGUAACGCCAGGUACAUUGGCGUUCUCUGCGGCCACCGCCGGCCUUGGCCUCUUACUGUCCGUGGACCCCGCUCCCGUUUUUUUGCAGCUCAUGCGCGAACCCGACUUUAUCGUGGAAAACGGAUUAAGCGUUUACAAUCCCCUGCUGGUCGGAGCGGUGUCGUACGGUCUGAUACCACAGAUUUACGGAGCUGGCUUCGACACCCUAAGCUGCUUGCUUGUGCUCCUGGCGACGAUACUCAGUGUUUAUCUCUCGCGGUCCCUGAGAAGCGAUAAAUUCUCCUGCACAACGUGGCCAUUUAACUUGGUGGAGUUUGCGUUGAUUUUCAUCCUCUCAACGCAGAAUGGCGCGGCUACGGUAGCCCAAUCUGCGGGACCUAUGUUUGAAAUGCACAAUGCAACAAGUGAGACGACGACGACGACGACGACAGCGGACGGCGGCGCCGGUUUUCACGGGCUGCAGAAUACGACCGGCGCUUACAUCGACUGGGGAAUGGUUGUACGAGGCAGCGUUGUCUCCGCGUCACAGCUGUUCGGGGUCGAUAACGUAAUCGUUGGAUCCGUCAUGUACCUGGCAAUGCUAAUAUACUCGCCCGUGUCAACCGCGUUUUCGUAUUUCGGUGCCCUUUGCGGAACAUUCGCAGGCCUGGAGCUCGGAGCGGACUGCCGCAGAGCCUACAGCGGGAUGUGGGGAUACAAUAGUCUCUUGACCGGGGCCGCUCUGGGAGGGAAUCUGCUGGUGCUGAACGGUCAAACGGCCGUCGCCGCUGUCAUGGCGAUUAUUUACACUUCGCUCCUGCAGUACGCCAUAGAAUCGAUAUUUGCAAAAGCGCAGCUACCCGUGCUGACGCUGCCGUUCGUGAUAGCGACCUCGUUGUUUCUAAAACUGAGCGACGGCAAGGAGGAUCCAACGUUUCCGUGGCCCGUAUCGAUUACUUUCCCCGAGAAACAACGUCAUUAUUAUGUCGCCCGUCGCGCGGCACUUCGAGAGGAAGAUGCUGUGGAAGAACUUGAGCUUGACACCGCGAACGAAAGGAGGCCAGUCCCGUCAGAUAAUUAAUGACUUAUCUCUUCCCCCCCCCUCCCUCUCUCUCUCUCUAAGAUAGAUAAUUACAAUUUAGUUUUACGUAUAACAGUAGGCGAUAAUUUCGAAGAUUUUUCGCAUCUAUUUAAAAUAAUCUCUUUUUCUCUCCUAUCGCUUUUAAAUAUUUAUACAAAUGCGCAUUUAUGCUUGACUAACAAUUGAUCAGUUAGCUUGAUUGAGCUCUCUGUGUGCUUCUGACAGUGGCCUUCGAUUUAAGUAAUGUCAAUCCAAUAAUCGAGUUUACUAUCUGUACCUUCUCGAAGAAGAAAAGGAAUCAUCCUUUCCACCGAUUCGUUCACGCGGAAUAAAUAGCUAUUCUUGCGAAACUUACGAACGUACGCGUCCUUCAAGCAUCAGUGAACAGCUAACAGAAAUUAAAUUUGUAUUAUGCAGAUGGAAAAAAAUAGCUCUCUAGAGAGAUAAAUGUAACUACUCUA